This is a messenger RNA of Cyclospora cayetanensis, 696 nucleotides long. RefSeq lists its product as uncharacterized. The record is from RefSeq and is a predicted model, not a curated record. NCBI's taxonomy places the organism in Eukaryota, Apicomplexa, Conoidasida, Eucoccidiorida, Eimeriidae. The transcript has 4 exons.
AUGCUCCCACAUUCAGUUUUCGCAGUUUCGGAGGCCCAGCAGUCCUUUAAUUGUUCAUUUCUUUUUGGCUGGAAGAUCUAUGACCAGGAGGAUGGCUUCAAGAGACGUUUUGAUCAGGCCUCUCUUCUCUGCACCAUAAAUGCAGCAGUAAGCAUGGUUACAGGUCUGCUGAUCGCUAAUAGCUUGUAUGACAUGGACUUGAUAAGCACACGAACCACUGCACGUCUUAAAACCUGCAUUGCUCAUCAAACGGGCUCAUGUAUGGCAUUCUUUAGGGACUCUAAUCUGCUGCGGUUUUGGUGGAGCUUGUUGCUUGCCGUGCCUGUUUCCAAGUGUUAUAGCUUCAAAGCGUUGACAGAUCAUUUUGAGUCAUCGUCCAAAAGGUCUGCCCGUGGAUUUACGAGCAUGAGUGUCUAAAUAUGCGCCGAAUCAGAGCCUAUAGUCUUCGCCAUAUCGCUGCUUGUCAUGAUGGCCAAGGCUGUCGCACUCACUAACGUCAUUCGCCAGAACCUGCAGGCUGCUAAGUAUUCGUUUGACAAAGCAAGGCAUCAUGCUGAGACCCUGCUUUUUUGGUCCAAAGAACUUGCCAUAGAUUGGAGCACGAACGGCUACUGCUACCUGACGCAAGCAGCCGAGAGGAUUGGCCCUGCAGUUAUGGCUGAUACCCAAAAACUCAUUGAGCUGGCUCAAUGUUGA